AUGAGAACGGCAGUAAGAGCUCUUCAUUAUGUGUUCAAAAUUGGCGACAGAAAAGCCUCGUAUGACUUCUUCACGAAGGUCUUACAGAUGAAGGUGUUGCGUCAUGAAGAAUUCGAAGAAGGUUGUAAAGCCUCAUGUAAUGGACCCUAUAAUGGAAAAUGGAGUAAGACGAUGGUGGGCUACGGCAGUGAAGACGAUCACUUUGUCAUCGAGUUGACGUAUAAUUACGAAAUCGGCUCUUAUCGCCUCGCAAUGAAUUUUAUGGGAAUGUUCAUUGAAUCUGAUAAGCUUCACAAAUCACUUGAAGGGCACGAGAAUGUGAAGAAAUUGGAAUGCGGGAAACUUCAGCUCACAGAUCCUGACGGUCACUGGUUCCUCAUAUGCCCUGGGCAAGACCCUCCAAAGGUGAUUAAAGUAAGCGUGAGAGUGCAGGAUCUGGAGAAAAGCGUCGAUUACUGGACCAACGAGUUGGGAAUGAAGGUGGUUGAGCAACGAGAUGGGGGACGCACCACGAUGAGCUUUGGCGAGCGUCAGGUU
Messenger RNA from Cooperia oncophora, 537 nucleotides. NCBI's taxonomy places the organism in Eukaryota, Metazoa, Nematoda, Chromadorea, Rhabditida, Trichostrongylidae. The record is from the annotation of a GenBank genome assembly.